AUGAUGGAGGAGGAAAGCGCAACAGAGGACACGGCAGUUUCUGCGUUCGACAGAGUUUUUAAUGUCACUAGCAGGGCAAGAAGGGAACUUGUACAAGCGGAAAGUCCAACAUUCCAACUGAGGCUGUUUUUGCUUCCUGGCCUUUCCUUUACAAAGCUACCAACAGUGGUUGAGCGAAGAGAAAUAAAAAAAAAUGGAUUUGGUAUCCCUGUGGAUGAUGUGGGUAGAGAAAAAGUCUCGCAGAUUCAACUGAAUUGGACUUUGGCAGAUUUCAAACAAUUUAUCUGUCAAAGUUUUCCUAAUGUCAGUCUAAAUUUGACUGGAUAUGAGGUGGCCAAGGCUGACAGAGGAAAGAACUUAAAGAAGGUUCAGUUUACUUCUGUCAAAGAACUGAAGCGAGCUCUUGGCCGGAGUAGACUGUACAUACUGCCGUUAGCAGAGUUAUCCCAGGAAUCCUCACCUCUGAGUCCAUCAAAUAAUUCUGAGCGGGCAUCCAGCUCUCAGACAGCUCCAUCUGAGGUCUUGCAGCAGUGCCGAACUUUGCAACAAGGCGAUGAAUGUGAAGAGGUUUUAGUAGCAGACAGAGAAAAUGAACCUUCACCUCCUUUGAGCCUGUCAGAUAAUUCUCAGCGGGCAUCCAGCUCUCAGACAGCUCCAUCUGAGGUCUUACAACAUUGGCGAGCUUUGCGACAACAACAGGACAGUGAAUACGAACAGUCUUUAAUAGCAGACCAAGAAAAGGAAAGGCGACGCCAGUGCUUGGAGGCUCAGGAGAAGAUUCGACUUAAGGCAAUUGAAGACCGACACCAGAGGAUUAUAAAUCUUGAGGAACCCAUUGAUGGUGUGCCGAUCAAAUUUAAGUUUCCCAAUGGACUGGAAAGGAUUCGAAAGUUCAACUUGUCUGAGACAAUUCAAGUAUUAUUUGACUUUGUUGGUCAGGAUGACCUGUCCAGUGAAGUUUUCUAUGUUCAGGAAGCAACAUCAUCUACACCUCUUAAAAAUAACCUUUCAGGAACACUGAAUGAUUACAACAUCAAGGGGUUUUCAACUCUGUACGUUGUUUGGACUUCAUCGGAGGAAGCACCUUCAUUAGCAUCGCCACAUGAGCCAUCUACUUCGGUACAGAGUGCUUGUCAUACUCCUUCACCACCACACUGGUCACCUGCACCUUCACCUCCACACUGGUCACCUGCUUCUUCACCUUCUUACACUUCUACUCACUGGUCACCUGUACAUUUUUCUCCCACUGAAGCAACCUCUGUGACAACAGAUAACUGUGAAUCUACUUCAGCUGAAUUUGAUCUGCAGAUGAUUUUGGAGAAGCUUCAUAGCAGAGUUGAUCUCUCUUCUUGUGCCACAAGCAACCAAAUCAAUGUAAUUCGAGACAACCUAUUACAGGGCAGCCUACAAGCUUUUAAACGAAGGCGUUUUAAUCCAGGAGCAAGGCUGGAUGUGGUUUUUGUGGAUUCUGAUGGGGUUGGUGAAGGAGCUGUAGACGAAGGUGGUCCCACCAGGGAAUACCUGCGUUUGCUGAUGAGGGAAAUUCAAACGUCAAGAAUUUUUGAAGGACCUGAAAAUAACAGAUUACUGGCUCUUGAUACUCAUGCUCUUGAGAACGGCUUGUACUCGACAAUUGGAAAAAUGAUUGCAGUCUGCAUAAUUCAUGGUGGCGUUGGACCUCAUUUUUUUUCUGAUCGUCUCUUUAUGCAACUCUUUGGAAAAUGUACACCUCCUGUCUCCCUUGAGGAAAUAGCAGACAGAUCCUUCAGAGAGAAACUCUUGAAGAUUAAAGAUGCAGACUCUGUUCAAAAAUCACAUGCUACAAUCUCAGAUGCUGUGGACUGUCUGAGCAUGAUGGGAGCCUUAAGGUAUAUCUCAUCUCUGGAAGAGAGAGAUUCCCUGGUCCAAUCUGCAGCAGAUUACUUUGUGAAUGGGCGGACAGUUUUGGCCCUCAGGCAGUUUGAAGAGGGUUUGAAAACCCUUGGUCUUCUUGAAGAGAUAAAGAAUCGUCCUGAAAUCUUUGAGGAUCUGUUUGUCAAUGCAGUCAGACCACUGGGUGCAAAAGAUCUGUCCACGCUUUUUCAGGUGAACUUCUCACCCCUUGGGAGCAACAAGAGGCAGUUGGAAAAUAAAACCAUUUGUUUCUGGAGAGAUUGGUUAAUUGAUGUAGAAGAAGGGGACUGCAAUCCUUUGACCUUAGAAAUGGUGCUGGAGUUUGCAUCUGGAGCCUCAUCUGUGCCACCACUAGGAUUCCCACAUCAACCCCAGAUUGAAUUCCUUCAUGAAGAUGGUCAAGAAGACAGAAUAUUUCCUGAGGCCAACACGUGCCUCAUUGUCCUACGACUUCCGAUUCAUAGUACAUAUGAAUCCUUCAGGACCUACAUAACUGAAGGCAUUUUGCAGUCGCCAACUUUUGGCAUCAUGUAAUUGCUCAUACCUUUACAAGUUAAUAAAACACUUUAAUGUUAGUGUUGUACUGUUUACAAUAUUUGUUACCUGUAUUUGGUAAUGUCCAAAUUAUACUGUAUGUGGGGUUACAGGUGCGCAGUUUGUGUCAAUACAAUGUACCUGGAUUUUUGGCAGAUUGUUUAAUUUGCAAAAA
Triplophysa rosa is the source of this 2602-nucleotide messenger RNA. RefSeq lists its product as uncharacterized. Lineage: Eukaryota; Metazoa; Chordata; Actinopteri; Cypriniformes; Nemacheilidae. The record is from RefSeq and is a predicted model, not a curated record. Gene Ontology annotation, cellular component: nucleus. Gene Ontology annotation, molecular function: ubiquitin-protein transferase activity; protein binding. The transcript has 16 exons. The coding region runs from base 1 to 2427 and encodes 808 amino acids.